Molecule: messenger RNA, 3834 nt
Organism: Bursaphelenchus okinawaensis
Lineage: Eukaryota; Metazoa; Nematoda; Chromadorea; Rhabditida; Aphelenchoididae
Source: the annotation of a GenBank genome assembly
AUGAAGAACCGGUUGCCUUCUACAACUAACUUUCAUCGACUAAUGGCAGCCGGAGUGAGCAGACGUCGCGCUUCUUCGGCACCUCCACCAUCACGCUUGGGUGUGAAUCCGGCUCCGGUUAAUGUUGUGCCACAACGUGAACUGCAUACGGCGAGAUCAUCUACUAGUAGGGGAGCUCAACAUGGUCCACAAAGCCCUAAAACCCCACCUGGAGCUAUUACUGUAAGUUUUGUAUAGUAAAGCAGAGUAAGUCUUAUUAAAGUACCGUAAGACAAAAUUUAAAAAGCUACGGUAAACCCCAAAAAAAAUCCUUUUUCAAGCGAAACCUUAUAGGUAUACACCGACGGUUCAUGCCACGGUAACUACGCAUCGGGCGUGGGAAUCUACUUUGGCGAAAACCACCCCCUAAACACGUCCCAGCCUCUGCACGGUAGUUAUCAUUCAAGUGGUUUAGCCGAAAUCAAAGCAGCCCAAAUGGCACUAGAGCAGCUACAACGAUGGCCUGGCUACAAAGGAGAACAUGUUGUGAUACGAACUGAUUACAAACCACUUAUCGACAUUCUGAUAUCGAGACGACCAGCUGCUUAUGCCACAGAGAUCGCCGAGGUUCGACGAUUGGCUGAGAGUUUCCCGUUGGGUGUGAGUUUCCAACACAUUUAUGGCCAUAAUGGACAUCCGGCCCAGGAAAAAGCUGAUGAGUUGGCCAGAAUAUCGACGAUGAAUCAUCGACGAGCCAGAAGUGCAUCACCAUUACCUGACAAUACCGGUGUAAGAGGCAGUCAGUCCGAUGCUUCUAGGUAAGGCUUUAGUGAAAAGCAAGAACUUUCUUUACAAAACAUAAAAUAGCAAGAACUUUCUUUACAAAAUAUAAAAUUGCAAAAACUUUCUUUCCAGAUCCCGUUCCCAGAACCGCAGUCGCUCAGGAUCGCGUUCCAGAAACCGUAGCAGAUCUCGUCAGCGGUCGGUUUCGCGCGAAGGUCGAAAAGGGGCUGGUGUUGAAGUGUACGUUCCUCACCGUAACCCAAAUCAACCUCUGAAUACGGCUACACACUUGAAAACAGAAACCUCAACUCCGACGCUUCCAAGCCCGCAUGGAAGGCCAGCCAAAGGAAUUAGUUCGGAAAGUUCGGUAGAAAUGGAUCAAUGGCCGUUCCAAUCGCACGCUGAGGAACGGCCAAGUCGAAGUCGAGAAGUUGUACAUAGGAGGCCAGUACCGUGAGUUUAUUAUCUCAUCCUAAUAGAACUAUACCUAAUGCAUCUUUAACUAUCUUACCCUACCCUACCCUACCCUACCCUACCUUACCCUACCCUACCCUACCCCACCCUACCCUGCCUUCACUAACCUAUUCCAAUUUACCAUUCCCUACCAUUAUACUACAGUAGCACUGCUUGAACUCCGUCCCACCCUGUCCAAGCCCUAAGGGUAAGAAACGAGCCGUGCCAGCCCAAGUUUUAAGCCCGGCCAGUCUCAACUUUAGCUCUUUCGUAGAACCGGACUGGGCAGGGCCUACACGGUCUCUCACCCCGUAGUGCAUUCUACCUUACCUUCAGCUAUUGCUAUCCCAGGUUUACUGUUGUCUUAACAUAAUAUUAUUAUACUCUACCCCACAUAACCAACCUCCUUUUUUGCCCUACCCUACCCUACCUUAACCUCAUUAACCUAUAGUAUUCUAGCCUAAUUUGUAAGGCUUAAUCAGAGUAACUUAAAAAAUUUAUUUAAAAAAUUUUCAGACCAUCCGUGUACCUUCGAACCAACCGACCCGCUAAUCCAUCUACAACGACAAGUGGAUCUGACUUUUCAGAACGAAACAUGAUGACAUUGAGGACAGAGACUAGUGAUAUAAGAACUGGCACUGAUGUAUCGACAGCUUUUUCUCAAAAUUCACAGUAAAUUUUGCUAAUUUGAAUAUUUUCUAGACUGUAAAAAAAUUUUUGCCAUCUCCAUCCUGAAAAUACUUUUACAGCCAAUCAACCUCACCCCGCCGGAACGUUCACUACAUUGGUCCAAACCCACGAGACCAUGGCUUCCUUUCGGAUACGGGCUCCUUUGCUCAAAGCCGCAGUCGUUCCUUGUCGUCAGCGUCACGGAACGUCUCUAGCCCACCGACACCACGAGAUGCGCGACGUCGACGAACAGUGUCAGGAGAUGCUGGCUUUGAGCGACGCCAAAGAGGCCGAGCCAAUCGAAGAGAUCGUCGAAUGGAACGAGUACGACAAAUGAUCCAGACGGCUAGACAAAGGAACAACAGCUCGAGGUCGCAAAGCUUGCCUGGAGAUCAGAGGAACUUGAGUGGAGAUCACGUUGGUCAGAUAAGCUCAAGUCAUGGUGUUCAGCAAGGUCAGGCUAAUCAGAUGGGCUCAAGCCAUGGUGGUCAUCCAGGUCCGGCUGGCCAGAUGGGCUCAAAUCAUGGUGGUCACCCAGGUCAAGCUGGUCAGAUGAGCCAACACCAACCAUGUCAGGUAGCUUCAGAUCAAAACCAACAAGGAGAUCAAGCUAGUCAACGCGGUCCAGCUAACGCUGGUCAGAUGAACCCAGGUUCGGCCAGUCAACGAAGUCAAGCUCAAGCAGGCCAACUUCAAGUCGGCCCAAUAGCUGCAGUUCAAGUACAACAUCAUCCAAGUCAAACGAAUCAGCUAAAUCCAUAUCUGCUUGGUCUAAGCAGACAGAAUCAGCCCAGUCAAGUGCUUUUAAAACAAGCUAGACAAAGAAGUCAAAGCCAAACUAGCUCAGGUCAAGAAGGCCAAAGCCGCCGACCAAGCUCAGGACUACUUAGACCAGGAAGUCAGGGAAGUGGACAGCCGAGUCCAUAUCAAAGAAGCCAGGCCAGCUCAAGCCAAUCUGCAUCAAGCAACCGAAGUCAAAGCAGUCAAUUGAGCUCAAGCCAAGCUAGCCAAGAAAGUCAAAGUGGUACCUUGAGUUCAGGUCUAACUAGCCAUGGGACUCUUAGUAGUCAGUCAAGCCGCCGGCCAAGCUCAGGACUACUUAGACCAGGAAGUCAAGAUCAAGAUCGUCAGCCAAGUCCGUACCUAAGGUCAGGACAAAGAAGUCGAAGUUUGAGUACGGGAAUUUGGACCAGUGGUCAGAGUGGUCAAGUAAGCCCAUAUCAAGCUAGUCAAGGUAGUCAACUGAGCUCAAGUCAAACUAGUCAGAGUAGUCAACUGAGCUCAAGUCAAGCUAGCCAACGCAACUCAAGUCAAGCUAGUCAACUGAGCUCAAGUCAAGCUAGAAGAAGAAGCCAAAGAUCACGUUCAAUGCAUACGGCCAUAGAACAAGUUCAAGAUGGUCAACUGGGCUCACGUCAGGCUAGGCAAAGAAGCCAAAGUCAAGGAAGACAUAUGAGUCAAAAUGGUCAGCCGACUUCUGGCCAAGUGGGUCAAAGAAGAGGUAGAAGGCGAAAUCGAUCAAGAGCUUCAGUCAAUAUGGCUGCGGCCCAGAGGAAUUUGGCCAGACGUCCAAGGCAAGGAGGUCAGAUGAGUUCAAGUCAAGUUAGACAGAGAAGUCAAAGUCAAGGUGGACAGAUGAGCCAAAAUGGUCAGCCUAGAUUAGGUCAGGCUAGACAGAGAAGUCAAAGCAGUCAGAUGAGCUCAAGUCAAGCCAGACAGAGGAGUCAAACUGGUCAAACGUACUCAAGUCAAGCUAAACAGAGAAGUCAAAGUAGUCAGAGGAACUCAAGCCAAUCCAGACCGUCUAGUCAAAGUCGAAGCAUUCAAGGUCAUAGCAGCCAUUCCGGUGCAUCUCAAGGUGGUCAUAGUCAAGGUGGUAAUAGUGCAUCUCAAGGUGGUCAUGGAGCAUCUCAGGGUGGUCAUGGAGCAUCUCGAGGUGGUCGUCGUUAA